This is a messenger RNA of Lasiosphaeria miniovina, 2165 nucleotides long. RefSeq lists its product as uncharacterized. The coding region runs from base 114 to 2078 and encodes 654 amino acids. The transcript has 2 exons. Lineage: Eukaryota; Fungi; Ascomycota; Sordariomycetes; Sordariales; Lasiosphaeriaceae. The record is from RefSeq and is a predicted model, not a curated record.
ACAUGGGAGAAUGAGAGAUCAUACCAGAUCAGGGCCCCACUACGCUACGGAUACCUUCCAGGUUCCUUUCUUCCCUCCCCUCCCCUUCCCCGCAUCUUCAUUUUCCAUUUUCGAUGGCUGGUCCAUCAACGUCCUCCUUGGGUUUGGCCCUCUUACCCGUGGCCGCUUGCUUCGCGGCCCUCUCUGGGGGCCUCCUUGAUGCGAUCCUGCUGGCUCUAUUCACGACCAUUCGCCAUGGCCGUGGCCGCAUCUUUGUCCACGCGCUCGUCGAUCUCGUCGAUAAGAUCGUCAUGUCUCACCGACCGACGACAGCUGCAGUAGUUGGGGCUCUCACUGUCUUACUGCUCGUGGUCUCGUUGAGGCCGGUGAAAUCGGCAAGUGGGUCCGCCACACCGCGCCAGGAUGGCCCUGGGAAGGCCCUCUUUUUCCCGUGCCGGACGACUCACUCUCGGAUGUUCCCGCAGAAGCACUCAUUCUCCUACUCCUACCUGGCUGUCGGGGUCCCUGUGGGCUGGGAGGGCACUGCGGGGGGCAUGGUUUCGGUCGGAGUCGACCAAGGUUGGACACUCUCAUGGCUGUCGCCGUUUUCAUCGGCCCGAAAGGGGUGGUACAGUAUUGACGCCGGUGACUACCUCGAGCGCGGCAAAGCCAGACUCGGCUUGCGGGGAAAGCUGGACGAAUAUCUCCGAAAUCAGGGGGUCGACCCGAGAACGUAUCCGCAUGCCUACUUGGUCACUGCUGCUCGGUUUCUCGGCUAUCAUUUCAAUCCCGUCUCCUUCUGGUAUUUGUACGAUGCCACAAAGUCACUGGCUGCCAUGAUCCUCGAGGUCAACAACACCUUUGGCGAGCGUCGUAUGUACUUGUUGGUUCCAGACGAUGAUUUGGCCGCCCGGAUCGACCUUACCCCACGGCCGGCUCUUGGCGUGGCAGAGCAGGCGGCGAGUGAGCGCCAAAGUGCCCCUCUGAGAACUGCGUUGAAGCAGUCAUGGCCAAAAGACUUUCAUGUGUCGCCAUUCAACUCCCGCAAAGGGUCUUAUUCAUUGACGGCAAGUGACCCCUUGAGCCCCUCCAUGCAAGGCAUGGGCCCCCUCGCCAAUACAAUCAACUUGGUUUCGUCCAAAGGGCAUGGGAAGCUAGUCGCCAGGUUGAUCCAGGACGGUGAUGCCAUUGACCCGUCCUCGAUGACCAUGUUUGGGAAACUCAAAUUCCUGAGUGCCUGGUGGUGGGUGGGUUUUCUCACGUUCCCCAGAAUUGUCAAGGAGGCCGCUGCUCUCUUCUUUAGGCGCAAGCUCCACGUGUGGUUCAGGCCAGAGCCCCUGAAGGAAAGCAUCAGCCGAGAGGCAGACCCGAUUGAGCGCGAUCUAGAGCCUAUAUUCAAGAGCUAUCUGCGGUAUCUUGUCGAGCAGUCAACCGCACCGCUCGCAGUAAAGUACACCCCUGGCGGGCUAUCGCAAGGUUCGUCCGAGUUUAUGCUUUCGCCAACAGCUCGGGAGGGAACGACGGCGGCAGAAGAACUAGAGUUCAAGGUCCUCACCCCCGUCUUCUACUCGAGGUUCAUCCACUAUGCUCAUGAUCUCGAGGCCUUCUUUUGUGAGCUUAACGAAAGCUGCACCAUCUGGGUAUCCCAUCCCGAUCUGUUACCCAAGUUUGCUCUCAAAAAGCCUUCGCCAACACUGGCGUCAUCAAGCCCUGCAGAGUUUGCCAUUUUUAAGAUUAUACAAAGCCUGCGCGUGAGACCUGAGCGGAUUGAGCGGCCAUUGACGUCCAGCGCAGCGCCAAACCUGGCGCCUCAAGCCACCGACAUCCGGGGCUUUCGCAUCUCUUCCAUGGAUGGCUACGUUUUGGCCCAUGAGAGCUCUCAAAUCAAGAGGGUUUACAGGAGCUGUGUUCUGAAACUGUUCCUUGCAGACAGGGUUGCUUGGGGCCUUGUGCCGCUGCUUGAGUCUCAGCGUCUCAUACUACAGGCAGGGUUGGCCUGGCUUGUCUCUUCGUCCAACCUCGCAACAUGCGCGCUGCUAUUAUCAUACACGGCAAGACGAGUUGUCCCCCAAGCUUCCGGCAAAUCGAAAGAACGUUGACGGAAGCACGGAUGCCAUGGGUGUAACGUCUAUCCCUCCCGAGCCUGUCCAUUGCCUUGGUGAGCAUUGGCGCGCGUCACAGAGUUU